This is a messenger RNA of Gastrolobium bilobum, 1956 nucleotides long. Its product is annotated as sugar transport protein 7-like. Gene Ontology annotation, molecular function: monosaccharide transmembrane transporter activity. NCBI's taxonomy places the organism in Eukaryota, Viridiplantae, Streptophyta, Magnoliopsida, Fabales, Fabaceae. The transcript is spliced from 4 exons. Bases 150 to 1694 code for a protein of 514 amino acids. Gene Ontology annotation, biological process: monosaccharide transmembrane transport. Gene Ontology annotation, cellular component: membrane. The record is from RefSeq and is a predicted model, not a curated record.
UCAUUUUCUAACUUUCUUGAGCAAAUGGGUUGGUGUGACCUGCUAGUAUAAAUCUUGAGCAGCAUGAGAAUGAUCUCCAUUAUAGAAGGUGGAAAAGCAAUCUCCUUCAGAUGCCUCUUGUGUUGCUCUGAGGAAGGAUAAUUCAGAAAAUGGCUGGUGGGUCUUUCACAACAGGAACUGUCACCAAAGAGAGGGCAGAACAGUAUAAAGGGAGAGUCACUGCUUAUGUCAUCAUCGCUUGCAUUGUUGCUGCCACAGGAGGGUCUCUCUUUGGCUAUGAUAUUGGGAUUUCAGGUGGGGUUACUUCCAUGGAUGACUUUCUUCAAGAUUUCUUCCCCUCAGUAUACAGACAUAAAAUGCACGCACGUGAAAACAACUACUGCAAGUACGACAAUCAGGGCCUUGCAGCAUUUACCUCUUCUCUAUACAUUGCUGGUUUAUUUGCAUCCCUGAUGGCAUCUCCUGUUACAAGGAAGUAUGGACGAAGGGCAAGUAUCAUAGGUGGUGGUGUCAGCUUUCUUAUUGGAUCAAUUCUAAAUGCUUCAGCUGUUAACCUGGCAAUGCUGAUCUUAGGCCGGGUUAUGCUUGGUGUUGGCAUUGGAUUUGGAAAUCAGGCUAUUCCGCUUUACUUGUCAGAGAUGGCACCAACCUACCUUCGAGGAGGCGUGAACAUGAUGUUUCAAGUAGCAACCACUUUUGGGAUUUUCACAGCCAAUAUGAUCAAUUAUGGAACACAGAGGAUUAAACCUUGGGGAUGGAGGCUGUCCCUUGGUUUGGCUGCAAUACCAGCUCUUUUGAUGACUAUAGGAGGAAUAUUUCUACCUGAUACUCCAAAUAGCUUAAUAGAACGAGGAUCAAAAGAAAAAGGAAGGAAGCUCCUUGAAAAAAUCAGAGGAACAAAUGAGGUUGAUGCAGAGUUUCAAGAUAUGGUUGAUGCAAGCGAGUUGGCAAACUCAGUAAAGCACCCAUUUCGUAACAUCCUUGAAAAAAGGAACAGGCCAGAGUUGGUCAUGGCAAUUUUCAUGCCUACCUUCCAGAUCCUGACUGGAAUAAACUCCAUUCUCUUCUAUGCUCCAGUGCUGUUUCAAAGCAUGGGAUUCGCAGGUGACGCGUCGCUCUACUCCUCAGCUUUGACUGGUGGAGUUCUUGCCUUUUCAACAUUCAUUUCCAUUGCAACAGUCGAUAAGUUGGGAAGGAGAGCUCUUCUUAUCAGUGGGGGAAUACAAAUGAUCACAUGCCAGCAGGUUAUUGUUGCUAUAAUCUUAGGGGUCAAGUUUGGAGAAAAUCAAGCAUUGUCGAAAAGCUAUUCAAUAUUGGUUGUAGCUGUGAUGUGCUUAUUUGUUCUAGCUUUUGGAUGGUCAUGGGGCCCACUUGGAUGGACAGUUCCAAGUGAGAUAUUUCCAUUAGAAAUCAGGUCAGCAGGGCAGAGUAUCACGGUUGCUGUAAACCUUUUAUUCACUUUCAUAAUUGCCCAAGCCUUCCUUGCCCUUCUCUGCUCAUUCAAGUUUGGGAUCUUUCUCUUUUUUGCUGGCUGGGUUAUUGUCAUGACCAUAUUUGUUUAUGUAUUCUUACCCGAAACCAAGGGAAUUCCCAUUGAAGAGAUGGCAUUUAUGUGGAGGAGGCACUGGUUCUGGAAAAGGGUACUGGCUGAUACACCCGCUGGUAGUGCCAAGGAGUCAGGUGUUGCAGCUUGACUAUCAGAAAUGUUAUCAACUUGCUCAUGAAGCAGUUUAGAAACUGAAGAAAUGCAUCCAGACCAAGAAAGUUUAUCCCUGUUCUAAUCUCAUCGAGUAAACUACAUAACUACAAAGCAAGCUAGUUGAAAGCGACAAUGUAAAAAAGUCUAAUGUACCUGUGAAAAAUGAGAAUACUGGAUAAAUAGUUAUUGAAGAAUAAAAGAAGGGAAAUAUUAUUCUUAUGUAAAGAUGAUAUCUCUUUCUUAUAUAUCCAUUGAUU